Messenger RNA from Eurypyga helias (sunbittern), 647 nucleotides. Its product is annotated as E3 ubiquitin-protein ligase RNF19B-like. The annotation marks the transcript as partial. The record is from RefSeq and is a predicted model, not a curated record. Lineage: Eukaryota; Metazoa; Chordata; Aves; Eurypygiformes; Eurypygidae. The transcript is spliced from 2 exons.
GCUGGAAGUUCAGGCAGAUGUCCAGAAGGAGAUUUUCCCCAAAGACUCGGUCAGCCUGGGGGCCGUCAGCGACAACGCCAGCACUCGAGCCAUGGCUGGCUCCAUCAUCAGCUCCUACAACCCCCAGGACAGGGAGUGCAACAACAUGGAGAUCCAGGUGGACAUCGAAGCCAAGCCAAGUCACUACCAGCUGGCCAGCGGCAGCAGCACCGAGGACUCCCUGCACGUCCACACCCAAAUGGCAGAGAACGAGGAGGAGGAGGAGGUGGAAGAGGAGGAGGAGGGUGAGCAGGAGCCCUCGUGCAGACACCAAAGCUGUGAGCAGAAGGACUGCGUUGCCAGCAAAACCUGGGACAUCACCCUGGCCCAGCCUGAGAGCAUACGGAGCGACCUGGAGAGCUCCGACAGCCAGUCGGACGACGUGCCAGACAUUACCUCGGACGAGUGCGACUCCCCCCGCUCUCAGACUGCGGCAGCCUGCCCACAGACCCCCAGAGCUAGAGGUGCCGAGAGCCCAAGUGCCCCCCUGAGCCGCUGUGCCCGAGCCGAGGGCCGCAGGCUGGAUGAGAUGGUCAAGCUGGAGUGCAUCGAAGCCCGGGUGUGAAGGGCCUCCCGCCCAAAAGUGCUCGCUGGAUCCAUCCUGGCGG